CGCACUUCCUGUAUCCAGUUCUCUAUAUACAGCGAUGCAAGAAGUGGAUGAAAAAAACAGGGGAAGAAGAAAAAAGAGAGGAAGAAGAACAAGAAAUCAGCAAGCGAGCGAAGGGUGGAGUGCUGACAUGCAGAGUCUGUCAGUGAAGGCACUUACUUUGAGGCAGCUGGGAAGGCUUCAGUCCUGCAAGCUGCUAUGGGCUGGAUAUGGACUGAGGCAGAACGUAUGGUGUCCCAGGACUUUACACACACGCCAGCUUUGGGGCUCCUCAGCUUUCCUCAUAUUGGGCUCUCACAGGCCUGCUGUUGGGGGCAGUAACUCUCUCAGGAGAUGGCCCCUCCAUCAGCUAAGAUUCAAGAGCAAUAAGAAGAAAGGAGCCGCCAAGCCAAUGCAGGAGGAAGGGGAUGAUGAGGACGAACGAGACCCUGAGGAGAGCGAUUACGAAGAUGAGCUUGGAGAUGACCCAAAUUCACCAAAGGACUAUAAAGAUGUGGAAAAAUUUGUGCAGUCUGUCCGAUAUGAUGUCAUCAUGAAAGCUGGCCUGGACAUGGCACGCAAUAAAAUUGAGGAUGCAUUCUACAGUGACAAACUUCGGCUCAAUGGACAGAGGCUCAUUAAGAAAAGCAAAUCGGUGAAAGUCGGGGACACCUUGGAUCUGGUACUUUCAGAGAACCACGAAAGGAAUACUGUGAUGCUGAUGAGGCUUAUCUUCAGAAAGGUCUUAGGGGAAUCCAAUGAUAAGGAGAAGUACAAAAUCGCCCUGAGGCGCUGGAAAAUUUUAGAGCUCCCCAAGCAGGAGGCCUUUAAACCAUGAAUAUGUAAAAAACGUUAUUGACUAUAACACUGCUUGGCUCGUUAGGGCAACAGUACCCUCACUGACAUACGUACACCGGGAGAUUACUAGCAUGUGGUUGAAUGAUCUUAAAACAACUUGCAUCAAACACUCUUGAUGGACAUUUAUGUGUAGGGGGCAGGAAGAGAUUAUUUUUCCUGUCUGGUCAUUGGCACAGAUUUUUACAAGGCAAUUGUGAAUCAUAUUUGUGGGAUUUGGUACUUAAUAAAGAUGCCAGGAGGGGCAUGAAAUAUGAGAAUUUGGGUAUCCUGUCUACACUGGUUAUGGAGUUGUACACUGCCUGUCAAACGUUUGGGGACACCUUAUUUUUCUUUAAAUUUUCCGAGUAAUGACAAAUUUUCUUUGUGAACUAAUGACACUUCAAUGAACAUGAAGCUGAGUGUUGCAUAAACAUACCCAAAGUAUUAGUAAAUUGCUGUUUUAUGUUAUGUUCUUAUUCAAUUGAAAAGUAACAUAAUACAUAGAAAAUUAAAAAAGGUGAGACGUUCCCAAAGUUUUGAUGGGUGGUGUACAUGCUAGAAAUUUUAAUUCAACUUCUGAUUCAAGUCUCAUAGUAGCCCAUUUUCUUUUUAGUCCCUGGUACACUAGUUAAUGGAGGACAAACUAGAGGUUAUAUUGAUAGUGUGCUAAAGACAUGUUGGCUGUUAUUUUGUGGUGAGACCUCAUCAAAGGUUAUCAAUAAAAGUGUAAGCUCUGACUCCUCUAGGCCUGUAGUAAAGGAGUAUAUGCAUAAGCAGAAUGAAAGUCUGACGAUCAUCCCCACUUUCUGAAACAGUUCUGAAAUAGUCUGAUAACUUAUUGAUGUAUUCUUUGGAAUGCAUUGAAAGAAAUCUUGUUAGGAUCACUUUGUAGAACCCUGGAACCAACAUUUGAUAAAAAAAAAUAGUUUUUUUUAUGGUAUAAAUGGAAAGCAAUAAAAUGUUGUCUUGA
Molecule: messenger RNA, 1783 nt
Organism: Lampris incognitus (smalleye Pacific opah)
Lineage: Eukaryota; Metazoa; Chordata; Actinopteri; Lampriformes; Lampridae
Gene: mtres1
Product: mitochondrial transcription rescue factor 1
Exons: 4
Coding region: 35-814 (259 amino acids)
Source: RefSeq, a predicted model, not a curated record